AUGUCUGCUACAAAUGGAUCUUGUGAUGGAUACACCAAUAUAACUCAGUCGUGGCGCAAUCGGGGAUUUGACAAUUCUUAUUUUGGUGUCACUCUUGUCAAUGACCAGCAGCUUCUUAACAAAUGGUGGCGCUUUACAGGGAUUGGUGGAGACAGAGUUAUUGUUGCUUGUUUACCCAUUUAUCGUGGUGGCACAUAUGGUGCUCUUUUUAUUCCAUCGCCUUAUCCAACCACUGAGUCUCUGACACCAACAACAGUGACUGCAUAUGGCGUCUGGAAUUAUUGCUCUGACAGGUCCGCUGUAGUCAAUAUAGCUCUUUGUCCUGGAGGAUUCUACGUGUAUCAACCAAUAAGUUACCCAUAUGACCAGCAAGGAUAUGUGACCUAUCAUUAUGACUGUAAGCCAGACUCUUGUGGACCAUUGGCCAAGUGUAUGCCAGAUGGAGGCUGCAAAUGUGAGGAUGGUUAUGAAAUCCCCCAAAGCCACCUUCCUACUCCGGAUUCAUUUGGUUGUGUUGAUAUUGAUGAGUGCCAGAGGACUACAGGGAUUUGUGGUCCUAACUCAAAUUGUGAGAACACCGACGGUUCAUAUAUAUGCACCUGUUUGACUGGUUUCAGUGUAACAGAUCCAACACUGCCACCUGGAACGUCCAAUGGAUGCACAGAUAUUGAUGAAUGUCUUGCCAAUAUCUGUGGGCAAUAUGGGUCCUGCCUCAAUAACAUUGGAAGUUAUGUGUGCACCUGCAAUGAAGGCUUUCACAUUCAAUCUGAUGCAACCCCUGUUUGCCAAGAUAAUGAUGAGUGUCUAACCUCAUCUAUCUGUGGCCCUGAUUCUAUCUGCACAAACACACCUGGAGCUUAUACCUGUGGGUGUAGACUAGGUUACGCACCAACUGAUCAAUCCAAAGAACCCAGCGAGACCAACAUAUGUACUGAUAUUGAUGAGUGUGCUGACCAUCUGUUGAACAUCUGUGGAGCAAACUGUAACUGCACAAAUUCAAUUGGAUCUUACAACUGUACCUGCCUUCCUGGUUAUCGAGUGGACAAUUCACAUGUUAUAGCCAGCAUUGCUAACCCAUGCAAUGAUAUAGAUGAGUGCAGUGAAACCCCUGGACUGUGUGGUAACCAAACUGUGUGUACUAAUGCACCAGGCACCUUCUAUUGUUCCUGCCCUGAUGGAUUCUACCCAUCAACUGGUGUAAUUUGGAAGGCGGGCAUCACUUUUUGUAAAAGCCUUGAAGACAUUCUAGAUGAAAUCAAACCCCAUAAGGAUCAGACAAAAGAGAGAGCUUUCCUUGAUAACAUGGGUGAAGACCUGAAGAACCAUACAAGUGUCCUUUUACCGGAUGUGACAGUUGCAAACUGCUUUUCUUCAUCUAUGAUGGUUUCAGGUGUUGGAACACUUACCAGUACAAGCAAGGUGAGCAGUGAAGGAGAUGGGGAGACCGGCAGUGUUAUUCUUGGCCUCUCAGAGCAGCUCGUUGUUGCAAUGACUCCGUCGACUGAGACGCAAAUAAAAAAGGAAGUGCACACUUCAACAGUGGAUUUGAGUCUAGUGGCCAUUGGUUCAUUGAGCCAUGAUAGCAAGAGUUCAUCCCUCUCUGCCAAGGAAUAUGAAAUGAAAAUCAACUUGGAGGAUCUAGCUAGGGCGAACAAUGGUUCUAUAUCAGCCGCCUUUCUGACGCUAAAUGGGAUGGAGAGCAUUCUCAGUCAUCAAUACUUCAAAACCGAGAAUGUGACAGAGAUGUACUCAGCUGUUUUAACUGCCAUAAUACCAGGAAUAAACACCACCAACCUGACAGAGCCUGUCAACUUUACAAUUCAACACAAGAAGGUGUAGCAUCAAGAUUAAAAUGGAAUGGUCACUUGUGUGUACUGGGAAGCCGGACAAGCCGAAGGUGGACAAAAUGGAGAGACGAUGCGUUGGUCAGAAGAGGGUUGCUGGGUUGCAUACUCUCAAAAAAACUACACUGUUUGUAGCUGCUCUCACCUUUCUACCUUUGCUCUCAUAAUGCAGAUUGGGGAGCCUGUGCCACAGAAUGACUUCUUAGAGUGGCUGAACCGGAUAUGUGUGAUUAUUGGACUAUUCUUUUUGGCUUUGGCCAUCCUUACCUUCCUUCUGUGCAGCUGGAAUCCUAAAAUUAACAACACAGCCCGUCUCCACCUCUGCCUCAACCUGGCUUUUUCACAACUCCUCCUGCUGUGGAAUGACAAAUACACUGAUAAUAAGCUGGCCUGCACUGUCAUGGCAGGGCUUCUCCACUUCUUUAUUGUUGCCAGUUUUGUGUGGAUGUUGCUGGAGGCACUACAGCUCCACUUGUUGGUACGGAGGCUCUCCCAGGUGAAAGUCAUUCAAAGAGAUGGCCUCCCCAGGCCUCUUCUCUAUCUGAUUGGCUAUGGUGUUCCAUUUGUGAUUGUCGGUGUUUCUGCACUGAUCUAUUCUGGUGGUUAUGGAUGCACUGAGGCUAAUGUGUGCUGGCUGUCAGAAAAACGAAACUUCAAAUGGGCUUUAACAGGGCCAGUGAUAGCGAUCCUUGCUCUUAAUUGCAUACUGUUUGGUGCAACUUUAUGGAGUCUGCGGCCCACCUUGGCUAACAUAAAAAGUGAUAUCUCUCAGUCCAAAGAUACAAAGUUGAUUUUGUUCAAGAUAUUGGCCCAGUUUGUUAUACUUGGCUGUACCUGGAUUCUUGGCCUGUACCAGACAAACCUGUUCUUUCAGGUUGCUUUUAUAGUUCUGAACUCCCAGCAGGGUACUUUUCUCUACAUUGUCCACUGUGUCCUCAACAAGGAGAUUAGAGAUGAGUAUGUCAAAUGGCUGACCUGUUCGUUCAACAAGACCAGAGAAGGCGGCUCAGUGAAAAAUGUACCAUCAGUGUCUGAGGACUUGGACAUCCCUCAGACAUCAACAUCAGCUGAUGUUGAUAAAUAA
Pelmatolapia mariae (spotted tilapia) is the source of this 2928-nucleotide messenger RNA. Its product is annotated as adhesion G protein-coupled receptor E1-like. Gene Ontology annotation, molecular function: calcium ion binding; G protein-coupled receptor activity. Gene Ontology annotation, biological process: adenylate cyclase-activating G protein-coupled receptor signaling pathway; cell surface receptor signaling pathway. The record is from RefSeq and is a predicted model, not a curated record. Gene Ontology annotation, cellular component: plasma membrane. NCBI's taxonomy places the organism in Eukaryota, Metazoa, Chordata, Actinopteri, Cichliformes, Cichlidae. The transcript is spliced from 22 exons.